Messenger RNA from Aureobasidium pullulans EXF-150, 1347 nucleotides. RefSeq names its product HCP-like protein. Gene Ontology annotation, molecular function: protein binding. Lineage: Eukaryota; Fungi; Ascomycota; Dothideomycetes; Dothideales; Saccotheciaceae. The record is from RefSeq and is a predicted model, not a curated record. The annotation marks the transcript as partial. The transcript has a single exon.
AAUCCUGAUGCUUUACCAAGUCAUCCGGUUCCUGUGAGGCCUGGUCUAAACAACGCUCCUCCCACGCAACCCCCAAAACCUGCACCUGUGCGCAACUACGCCAACAAUACAGAUACUUCAUCAAGCAUUCGUCCUCAGACUUCACUGCCAAAGUCUCCUACUGGAAAUGAUAACAGCACAUCUGGGCCAGUCACAAAUAGUGAGCUCGAUCUGCUGCGUUCAAAAGUAGAUGCCAAUCCCAACGACAUGAAGGCCUCGAUGGCGUUGGUCAAGAAACUUGUCGAAGCUUCAACCGUGUUGGCAUCAGAAAAUGGUCGUCUUGACGCCAAAUCAACCGCAAAGAACAGCGAGCGUUACGUGUUAGAUGCUCAUAAGCGCGUGAAGAAGUUGGUCGCCGCAAACUACCCAGAAGCAAUGUUCUACCUUGCAGACUGCUACGGAUCUGGAGACCUUGGAUUAGAACCAGACCCAAAACAAGCCUUUUCGCUUUACCAAAGUGCGGCCAAAGCCGGACAUGGUGCUGCAGCUUACCGAACUGCCAUGUGCUGUGAGAUGGGUGCUGAGGAGGGAGGCGGCACCAAGCGGGACUACCACAAAGCCGUGCAAUGGUACCAACGCGCCGCACAACUUCAAGACGUGGCAGCCAUGUUCAAGAUGGGCAUGAUUCUGCUCAGAGGUCUGCUCGGCCAGCAGAGAAAUGUAGGGCAAUCAGUCGUCUAUCUCAAACGAGCUGCCGACAACGCCGAUACCACCAACCCUCAUGCCAUCCACGAGCUAGCACGUCUCCAUGAAGCAGGUAACCCUGAUCCCGCCAUUAGCGCAGCAGUCAAGCCCGACGAGAAGUACGCACAGAAAAUGUACAUGCAAGCAGCCAAGAUGGGCUACAAGCAAUCGCAAUUCAGACUAGGUCAAGCCUUCGAGUAUGGAUCGUUGGGUCUACCGGUCGACUCGCGAAACUCUAUUGCAUGGUACACGAAAGCUGCAGCACAGGGAGAACACAACUCCGAGCUCGCACUGUCCGGUUGGUAUCUUACGGGCGCAGAAGGCAUAUUGAACCAAUCAGAUCAAGAAGCAUAUCUCUGGGCACGCAAAGCUGCGGUCAGUGAACCUCCUCUUGCAAAGGCCAUGUAUGCUUUGGGCUACUACAUUGAGAACGGUAUUGGUUGUCCUGUUAGUCUGGAGGAGGGAAAGAAGUGGUACACAAGAGCCGCCUCGUACAAGUUCCCCAAGGCCGUAGAAAGGCUUGAAGAGAUCCGUAAAGGCAAAGCUGGCAGACCACAGCCCAAUCAAGGUCGCUUGACUAGAAGCAAUCAAAAGAGAGACGAGGCCGAGUGCGUUGUCAUGUGA